Lotus japonicus is the source of this 1768-nucleotide messenger RNA. RefSeq names its product cytochrome P450 76A1. The coding region runs from base 34 to 1611 and encodes 525 amino acids. Gene Ontology annotation, molecular function: monooxygenase activity; oxidoreductase activity, acting on paired donors, with incorporation or reduction of molecular oxygen; iron ion binding. The transcript is spliced from 2 exons. The record is from RefSeq and is a predicted model, not a curated record. Lineage: Eukaryota; Viridiplantae; Streptophyta; Magnoliopsida; Fabales; Fabaceae.
AUAUAAGAAGGCAUAUAUUAACUACAUGAAUGAAUGUCAAAAACAGAGAAAAUGGAAUACUGGUUAGUAGUGGGUUUUGUGUUAGCAAUGUUAGUGUGGUUCAUGUUGGUGAUCAUCACGGAACAUAAUAGCCAUGGUAGUAGUAAAAAACUACUUCCACCGGGACCAACACCUUGGCCAUUGGUUGGCAACAUAUUCCAACUAGGCUGGUCACCACACGAGUCCUUCACAAAACUCGCUCACAAACAUGGUCCCAUCAUCACCCUCUGGCUCGGUUCUAUGUGCACCGUGGUGGUCUCCUCCAACGAAGUGGCUCGUGAAAUGUUCAAAAACAACGACGUGGUUCUUGCCGGAAGGAAAAUCUACGAGGCCAUGAAAGGAAACCACGGUCAUGAAGGCUCCCUCAUAACCUCUCAAUACGGUGCUCACUGGCGCAUGCUGAAGCGCUUGUGCACCACUGAGUUUUUCGUCACAAGUCGCUUGGAAUUCACGCAAGGUGUUCGCGUGAAGUGCGUUAACCAAAUGGUGCGCUUGAUAGAAGAAGAAGCUGCUUCUGGUGAAAAUGGAACUCGUGGCGUUGAGCUUGGGAGGUUCUUUUUCUUGAUGGCUUUUAACCUUAUUGGGAACCUUGUUUUUUCAGAGGAUUUGUUGUUGGACAAAUGCAAAAUGGAGAGAGGGAAAGGGUUUUAUGAGCAUGCGGUUAAGGUUAUGGAGUAUGCUGGAAAGCCUAAUGUAGCGGAUUUCUUCCCGGUAUUCAAGUGGCUUGACCCUCAGGGUAUUAGGAGGAAGACACAGUACCACGUUGAAAGGGCCUUUGAGAUUGCAGGCUGGUUCAUUCAACAGAGGAUGAUCCAAAUGCAAAAUAAUAGUGGGAAGGACAAGAGGGACAAAGACUUCUUGGAUGUUCUAUUGGAAUUUGAUGGGGAUGGUGUCACUGGGCCCUAUUCUUUUUCUUCAAGGACUAUUAAUGUAGUUAUCUUUGAAAUGUUCACUGCCGGCACAGACACGACAACAAGCACAAUGGAAUGGGCUAUGGCAGAGCUUCUGAAUAAUCCAAGAACGCUAAAGAAGGUGCAGAUGGAGCUAAGGACCAAAGUAGGCCCGCCUGAUAAGAGGAAUAUUGAAGAAAAGGACAUUGAGAAUCUUCCUUACCUGAAAGCAGUGAUCAAGGAGACACUGAGACUCCAUCCACCUCUUCCUUUUCUGGUUCCUCACAUGGCUAUGGACUCUUGCAACUUGCAAGGCUGCCAAAUUCCCAAAGAGUCACAAGUUUUAGUGAAUGUUUGGGCAAUUGGGAGGGACCCUAAAGUGUGGGAUGCUCCCUUGUUGUUCUGGCCAGAAAGGUUUUUGGAGCCAAACAUGCAGGUGGAUUACAAGGGACACCAUUUUGAGUUUUUGCCUUUUGGGUCAGGUCGGCGAAUGUGCCCGGCUAUGCCACUUGCAUCUCGCAUGCUUCCCUUGGCGCUAGGGUCUCUCUUGCACUUGUUUGAUUGGGUUUUGCCGGAUGGCCUUAAACCAGAGGAGAUGGACAUGACAGAAGGAAUGGGAAUAACGCUUAGAAAAGCUGUUCCUUUGAAAGCCAUACCACUGCCUUACAAACCAAGGAACUAACCCUUGUUUCACAAGUACACAUAAAUAAAUUGUUAGUGUGUUUAGUUAUUUAUGUGGUAGGAAGCAUAUUUAUCACUUCUCGAGAGAAGCUACAAAGUGUAACUCCUAAGUGAGUGACCAUGCUAUGGACUUGUCUUUAUUGUACAGAAUUGCUUCA